UGGCCUUCGUUUCCUCCGAUCCCCUCCCUCUCCACCCCCGCGGCGCCUUCUCUCUUACCAGCCGCCGCCGCCCCUGCCCCCGACGCUCAACUGCCGGCUACGCCGUGGCUUCCUGGGCAUCUCGGUAGCCCUCUCCGCCCGCCCUCGACUCCAGGUCGGGGGCCGCCGCCUGGGGCGGGCGCGCGCCCUCGACCCCAUACGGCCGCCGGCAUCUGGUGGAUGCGCCGCCGCCAUUGGCGCAGGUUCCUUCUCGCCGCCGCCGCCGCCGCGUCGUCAUUCAUGGCGGGGCGUCGCCGGGCGGGACUAGAGCUUUAAUCCAUGCUAUUCAACAUCCCGCACUGCAAAUCACAAGCUCCAGUAGCCGCCGCCGCCGCCGCCGCCGCAGUCGCAGCUUUCCCCGGCCGCUUCUUGUUCUCCUCCCUGCCGGCGCUGGUCCCGCCGCCUCCGCCUCUGGCCGAGGAGAACCCGUUCGCCGCGCUCCUCGCCUCUGACCCCCCACCGCCGGAGCCUCUCCGCCUGGUGCUCGCCGCGGGCGACGUCCGCUCCGCGCUCCGCGGCCUCCCAGGCCUCGCGCGCCAGCUCUUCCGGUGGGCCGAGGCCACCCCGCGGGGCUUCCCGCGCACCGCCUCCGCGUUCGCCGACGUCCUCGGCCCGCUCGCCCAAGCCAACCACCUCCGGGCCGCCUACCCCGUCUCCCUCCGCGCCCUGCACCUCGGCCUCCUCCUCCCCCUCCUGUCCCUUCUCCUGUCCGCUCCACACUCUCCUUCCAACCGGUCCCUGCUCAGCCUCCUCUUACGAUUGUCCACCAAGUUCCCAGCCCAAUGUGGAGCUCAGGACCCCGCGCCCACUACCUGUUCGACGUUGUGCCUUGCUGCCUUCCGCGAGAUGGCGUGCCACGGCGUGGCCCCUGAUGUUGAGGACUGCAACCGUGUGCUGCGUGUGCUUCGUGAUGCGGCCAGGUGGGACGACGUUAGUGCUGUGUAUGCAGAGAUGCUCCACCUUGGGAUUCAGCCAAGCAUUGUGACCUACAAUACUUUGCUGGAUUCUUUCUUGAAGGAGGGAAGGAAGGACAAGGCUACCAUGCUUCUGAAGGAGAUGGAGAUGCAGGGGGGUGAUAGCUUGCUGAAUGAUGUCACAUAUAAUGUGAUGAUUAGUUGGCUGACCAGGGAAGGUGAACUGGAGAAGGCAGCAAGGCUGGUUGACAGAAUGCGGUUGUCCAAGAAAGCUUCAUCCUUUACUUACAACCCACUUAUCACAGCAUUGCUUGAAAGGGGUUUUAUGCAAAAGGUUGAAGCUUUGCAAUUGGAGAUGGAGAAUGAGGGCAUUAUGCCUACGGUGGUCACAUACAAUGCUAUUAUUCAUGGGCUGCUUAAAAUUGGGCAGGUAGAGGCUGCGCAGCUGAAGUUUGUGGAAAUGAGAGCGAUGGGCUUAGUGCCAGACUUGAUCACAUACAAUUUGUUGAUAAAGGGUUAUUGUAAGGCAGGCUAUUCGAAGGAGGCAUUUUGGUUGCUUGGUGAUUUGAGACGUGCAGGGCUGGAACCAACAGUUUUGAAAUAUAACAUUCUUAUGGAUGGUUAUUGUAGAUUAGGUGAUUUAGAAGAAGCUAGGAGAUUGAAAGAGGAAAUGGUAGAGCAGGGCUGUAUGCCAGAUGUUUGUACAUAUACAAUUCUCAUGAAUGGUUCAUGCAAGGUGAGGAGCCUUGCUAUGGCAAGAGAGUUCUUUGAUGAGAUGCUGAGCAAAGGUUUGCAGCCAGACUGCUUUGCCUAUAAUACAAGGAUUUGCGCAGAGCUGACCCUAGGGGCUACUUACAAGGCUUUCCAGUUGAAGGAGGUGAUGGUGUUGGAAGGAGUAUAUCCUGAUACAGUCACAUACAAUAUUCUUAUUGAUGGAGUGUGCAAGACUGGUAACCUGAAAGAUGCCAUAGAUCUGAGGAUAAAGAUGGUCAAUGAUGGUUUACAGCCUGAUUGUAUCACAUAUACCUGCUUGAUUCAUGCGCAUUGUGAAAGAGGACUCCUAAGCGAAGCAACAGAACUUCUUGAUAACAUGAUCUCAGAUCGUUUGAAACCCUCAGCUGUAACCUACACUGUUUUAAUUCACGCAUACUGUAGAAGAGGAAACCUUUACUCAGCAUAUGGUUGGUUUCGACAGAUGCUGGAGGAAGGAGUUGAGCCUAAUGAAAUAACAUAUAAUGUGCUCAUACAUGGACUAUGCAGGACAGGCAGAACUCAACUGGCUUAUCGUCAUUUCCAUGAGAUGCUGCAAAGGGGAUUAAUGCCAAACAAAUAUACAUAUACGUUGUUGAUAGAUGGGAACUGUAGAGAAGGCAAAUGGGAAGAUGCAAUGAGGUUGUAUUUUGAGAUGCAUCAGAAUGGUAUUAGUCCAGAUCAUUGCACACAUAAUGCCUUGUUUAAAGGAUUUGAUGAAGGCCGCAUGCACCGCACAAUUGAGUACUUGGAGAAUAUUGUUUUGAGUGAAUAGAUUGGUCUCCCUGAAAGAUUGACCUAUUGUCCUUGCUUCACGGAUAUGUCCUUACAUGAUAGAUGGGGUUUGUGGGCAAUACCUUUCAGAAGGGAAAAGGAAAAGAGAGUUUGAGACAAUCUUCUCUGAGUUAAGUCGCUGGGUGCUUUCCAAAUGACUAGUUAAGCACAAGGAGGUCUUCCACUUGCUGCUCAAGAGAUUGUUGAUGGAGUUGGGGGCAGUUCUGUUAGAAAGAAGAAAAGCAAAUAUUUGAGCAGAAACAAGUCUUCCUCUUGCUCUUAAACCUUGUCAGCAUUCAUUCCUUGGCAUUAUAUACUUUUGCUAUUGGAAACUGCGUGGUAGGAAUAUGCUCCAGUUUCUAAAUACCUUUCAUAGUCUCAUUAUACGAUUCUGUCCCAUUUGUUAUUUUCUUUUGAAGUUUUGAUAAGGUGUAAUGGAAACCUAUCCAUGAAUUCCGGAUGCCAACUAUCUCAAAUAGUAAAUGGCUGUGGGCCUUUUCGUGACUUAGCUUUCUUCAGUUAUACAUAGGAUUUGUCUUGGUAAGAACAUACCAAGAAUUUUUGUAAUGAAUAAUUCUUGUAUCACUAUCAAUUUUGCCAUAGGCAUAAGUCAUAUGAAAUUGACCCGUCAGAUAUAGAACUGUGUUCUCAUUCUUUGCAUCAAUUAAUGAGAAUGUUAUCUAUUAAUUUUAGCUGUGUGCACUGUUACUGAAUUUUGGCAAAAUUUGCAUGAAAAGACUCUCUAAUUUGUUAGCUCACAUAAGCAUUUUUUUGUUUCACUUAUUUGCAUUCUAAUUUCUGAACUCCAUUUGCACUGUGUGGCAUACUUCCAAUAUUUUCUGAAUUUAUGUACUUUAUGGUACUUGGUUAGUAAUUAACCAAAUAGAGGUGAAAGAAUAUGGCCUGUAUGUAAAUUAGUUGUGAUAACAUGGACGAGUUAAUACUUCAUAUAGGUUUUACUAAUACCUAGCAUAAUUAGGUAUGCUACUGUCGAAUGCAGUUUCAGUUAUUUGAUUUGUAACAAUCAGUCGUAAACUUUUCUUUUUCUGUGGUCAUUAUAGAUUAACAGUACAAAUGAGGUAUGGACUUGUCAAGUAUAGAUUAAUCUUGUCACCUUGUAUCUUCUAAGAAAAGUUAAGAAACUUCAAUACUCAUGGACUUGAAGCUUUUCAUCACCUACUAAUCUACUAUUGUUGAUUACUAGAAUUAGUUUCCCUUUUGAUUGCUUACUUAUUGGUAUCAUAUGCAUAGCAUAAGGUGGCAUUUUUUUUUACUAUGUUCACUUUAUUUUAGACUCGUGAACAUCCAAGGGACACUACUACCUCUUGUCUGAUUCACCUGUCAUUCAGGUCACUGAUACAGUCUCCAAUGCACAACACUGACCAAUACUUUUCUUAAGCGUAUGCUCUAAAACUAAUGAAUUUUAAUGACAUUAGUGUAAUUUUGAUCAUUUGAUGAUGACGCGGUUGAUGUUCCAUCAAAGGUUUGAUUGUUUGACUGCAUGCUCUCUAGAAUUUACAUCAAUUUUGGACCAAGGGACAAGUACCAAGGUCCCACAUACUGUUGUAAUUAUUUUCUUUAGACCAGUCUUGCUGUUGUUGGCAUACAACUUCUGGAAAAAAUGGUAAACUAAAUAGUAGCUCGCAGCUGCAAUUCUCAGCAUUUUGAAAAUGGAUCUACUGUGAACUGUCACAUAGUUGAGGGCUCUUCUCCUAUCCAAGAGUGUUUAGAAUUCAGUUGGUCCACCAAUCUGCCAGCAUGAACAUAUGUGCACCUUCUGGAAGAACAUGAUACUAGAUCCAUGGAAGCUUCAUGGAAAUGUCUCUGCGGUUCAACAAGCACUAGCCUACCUUCGUAUCCUUGCCAAAUUUAUACAGUAUACAGAACCUCCAUUUUGAGGAAACGGCCAACUUCUAAUCGAGAUGGAUUGAUUUGUAGAUCCGUUGCUCCCUUGAUUUAUUCUGAAACAUGAAGUAGCCAAUAUAUCAUAGAAAAGGUAGAGUAUUUUUAUGACAUUGCUUUAGUUCAACCUUGAGUACACACGUUUCUUUUGGUAAUUUUUCUUCCUGUUAUUUUCAUGUAAACAGACUAAUAUAUUACUGUCUCUAUGGCCUGAAUACACAGGAAGCUAGUGCUUGUAUUACAUCUUUAAUUAAAUUUGUCUGUGAAGUAGUAUUUCAUGCAAUGCAAUCUUUCCUCUGCAUCUAUAUCUGAGGCUGUGAUUUACCUCCAUAGUUCUUGGCAUUCUUAUCAUCUUCUGAAGGACCUCCAUAUCAUGCUUGCUAAAUAUUUCUGGGUGGCGCAUGGCUGCUGCAGAAGAAGAGAGCCACCUCUGGAUCAUCCACAGGUAAAAGCAAGGAUGGUAUGUUGCGUGCAAUCUAGAGGGUGCUGUGCUCUUGCACAAUCAGUUUCUUGAAGGCCUGCCAGGAUACUUCAGCUGGGAAGGAAGACCAUCAGUAGUUGAUAAUCGGCACGGGAAUGAGGACCUUCAACUACAUCUACAUCUUGCAAUGAGAGUAGCAGGAGCAGCACUUGACCUAUUGGAAGACUGAUUCUGAUGAGUGCAUCGAGUUUAACCUACCAGAGAAGCCGUCUUUCCUGUCAAGGGUCCUUUGCAGAAAAGAUGAAGUUAACAAAAGUGCUCUGAAGCGGUCGACCAGGAUCGAGAGCGACCACAACGACGUGUCAGUCAGGAAGGCCGGCAUCCAGAUCAACCCAUGGACGUUGAUUCAAGGUGAGCGAGAAGGCGACCGUAUCCGCUGAGUGCGCACGUGAGCAGAUCAGAUAGAUGCUGCCAACAUCACUGCUUGCUGUGUUGCCGCGGCCAUUGCCAGCCUCCACCUGGUGAUGCCCCUUGCGCCUGGCGCCUUUCUCGACCCGCUUGGCCUCCUACAGGGGCAACUUGAUGCGAAAGCAGCGUCGAUUUCUGCAAUGGGAUAGUAUCAGCUGCGGAGAUACCAUUCGUCUUCCGCAUCUUGAAAGGAUGUUUCGGAUUUGAAUGUACUUCGAUUUCCAUCGUCUCUAAUUAUUGUAGGCAUGAUUCCAAGGUUGAUUUCUUGCUUCUGAAUUCUGGCUGUCCGUUACAACAUCACCUGUUUCUGUAUUCAGAUUGGUGAAGAGAUGGUACAAGGCAGUAAGGCACUAAUGCAAUUCUCCACCAAUCUAGAUGGUA
Messenger RNA from Panicum virgatum (switchgrass), 5649 nucleotides. RefSeq names its product pentatricopeptide repeat-containing protein At1g22960, mitochondrial-like. The coding region runs from base 319 to 2478 and encodes 719 amino acids. Lineage: Eukaryota; Viridiplantae; Streptophyta; Magnoliopsida; Poales; Poaceae. The transcript has 4 exons. Gene Ontology annotation, molecular function: protein binding. The record is from RefSeq and is a predicted model, not a curated record.